Molecule: messenger RNA, 1460 nt
Organism: Verruconis gallopava
Lineage: Eukaryota; Fungi; Ascomycota; Dothideomycetes; Venturiales; Sympoventuriaceae
Exons: 2
Coding region: 187-1116 (309 amino acids)
Source: RefSeq, a predicted model, not a curated record
AAUGUCUGACGUCGUGCCUUCUCGCUUAUGGUCUCGAGCCAGGCUUCUCACAUCAUGGUAGAAGUCUCUGAAUUUACAGUCCAUAAGAUUUCGGGUAUAUAUGGGUGAGGGGCUUCAACAUGGUGGUGGAUCACGUUAGGUCUGCUCCAACUUCGAUUUUUUUCCUCGUCUCAUUGCUAAAACAUAAUGGUGCGUCUAAUAAGAGCUACGCUUGCCAUUUCUCUCUUCACAUUUACCGAUGCCCAAGGCCCUUGGCCUUGCGGCACCUGUACAAAUGAUUCACCAGAGCCAAUCAUACCUGCCCCACCGCCUUGGAUUCUGAAAGCCUCGGCGUAUGCAUUUCCUAUCAUUCCACUCGAAAAGCUUCCCUCGAAGGCAUAUUCUCCACUGGAGAAGAACAGCACUGCAACAAAAGGCACAUUUCUUGGUUUGACCGGUGCUAUAUUGCUUGUCAGGUAUACGGACACUCCUGUUGGACCAUACGAUGAAUUAUCAAUCAUCCCUGGCGUUUUCGGAUAUAUAAAGACGAAUUCGGACGGAAGCAGGACUCCAAAGGCUUCCAUUCGAGGAACUAGAUUCUAUGUCAGUCAAAAGUACACCAACUGGAAUGGAAGAGUCAACUGGAACAUCCCUAAGCAUUUAGCUAAAUUCGUGUGGACAGACAAUACCGAUGGAAGCAGUUCAGUAAAGAUAUACCCCUACGAUACAACGGGUGAUCCACAUGAAUCGACUCCAGCUACAUUGCCCUUCUUCCAGGCGAGCUUCUCACCCGUUACCCCAACGAUUCCGCUUCCAAUCAACACUGAUAUUCUUCGGUACCUUGGUCUAAGUCCACCCUUGAUUCAAGCUCCUCUUCCGGCCGGAGAUGGAAGCUACGGCGAGCUACCGGGCACGACACAGUGGGCAGAAACAUUGCUUGGGAUGUCUUCAGACUUUUCAACUCCGGGAAUAUUCGACAUGUACCAAGGCGCCGGUGAUGAAGUCGGCGAUUCGGGAUUCAACGCCGUAGGCGACGAGUAUUUCCCGAAUUUUUGGCCAAACAUACCGAGAUACAACGUCGGCAUCAAAAUGGAAAACGCAACGAUCUCGUUCCCAGUACCAGACAAGUGGUAUUAACUGCUAGAACAGAUUGAUCUUGUGGUUACAGCACGUAGUGAUUGGAGAACUUCAUGACUUGAUGUCUCUUUAGCAGGCAAGAUAAAUGUAAAGCCCCACCGAUGGAAUUGAAGGCAAUCAACGUUGGCAGAACAUCUUUUCGUAGUCGACUUGAUUGUUACAGUGACGGUUUGUAAUACUUGUAGGAAAGAAUGGAUAAGGCCAUUCAAGUAUAGGUAGCCGUCGCAAAGUUUCAUAUUACGAGGAAGCCGAUGUCACAGAGAACACCAUUGUUGUCAUCGCACUUUCCCUUUGUCCAGCCAUGCGAUCAUUCUGAUCACUUUUUUCCCCGCUCAUUGCAUCGU